ACAUCCAGUAUACUCUUCUACACAUCCAGUAUACUCUUCUACACAUUCAGUAUACUCAUCUACACAUCCAGUAUACUCUUCUACACAUCCAGUAUACUCUCUACACAUCCAGUAUACUCUUCUACACAUCCAGUAUACUCUUCUACACAUCCAGUAUACUCUUCUACACAUUCAGUAUACUCAUCUACACAUCCAGUAUACUCUUCUACACAUCCAGUAUACUCUUCUACACAUCCAGUAUACUCUUCUACACAUCCAGUAUACUCUUCUACACAUCCAGUAUACUCAUCUACACAUCCAGUAUACUCAUCUACACAUCCAGUAUACCCAUCUACUGAUGACAGUGGCAACAGUGUGCGGGGAGCUCAGGGGGUUAUGGUUGGAUUUGGUUUAGCAGUUGCAGUUCUGUUUUUACUUCUGCUGCUUCUUGGAACUCUGUUUAUUGUCUUCAUUCUGCACACCAGGCACAGAAAAGUUGCUGUUAUGAAGCCUGCUACUGAUCAAAACGUGAAUCUGAAAGAAUAUGCGAGUGUUUCCUUACAACUGUCUGACAAUGCACUUUAUUCUGUCGUACACUGAGAAAUCAAUUUUUAUGUGUGAAGGGAGGUCCGCAGAUUGUUAGCGCAUGCGCAGUAGUAGAUAGCUCGUGUGGGCGUGGCUGAUAGUGGAAGUGCCAGGAAGACGGGUCAGUCUUGUAAAGAGAGCAUGG
This is a messenger RNA of Geodia barretti, 709 nucleotides long. Lineage: Eukaryota; Metazoa; Porifera; Demospongiae; Tetractinellida; Geodiidae. The record is from the annotation of a GenBank genome assembly.